Molecule: messenger RNA, 1452 nt
Organism: Doryrhamphus excisus (bluestripe pipefish)
Lineage: Eukaryota; Metazoa; Chordata; Actinopteri; Syngnathiformes; Syngnathidae
Gene: tpgs1
Product: tubulin polyglutamylase complex subunit 1
Biological process (GO): protein polyglutamylation
Molecular function (GO): microtubule binding
Source: RefSeq, a predicted model, not a curated record
AUCAACAAACAUGGCCGACAGAGAGAAGCGCCGGUCCGGGGUGUCUCCCCCUGCUGUCGUAGCCGAGGGCAAAGCCUCCAAGCCGGACACGGACAGCGACUUCCUAUCGCAGGCCGGAGUUGGGGAGCUUCUACGCGGAGCCCUGUUAAAAAUGGUCGAAGCCAGGCCGGACGACCCCAUCGGUUUCCUGGCCGACCAUUUCGGCAGCCUCGCGUCCGUGGUGGAGAGUAGCAGCGCGACGGCCGGCAGUGGUGGCGGUGUUGGGGGGGACAAGGACCACCUGAACAACGGCUCGCUGGGAGGAGGAGCCCGGGCUCAGCAGCGUCUAAACCGGGCGCUGUGGCACCUGCGCUUGGCCCACCACUCCCAGAGAUCAGCGUUCAGCAACAAUGUCCGUGUAGCUUACGACCUCCUGAACCUCACCGGACCCUCCUGCCAAGGUGAGGUCCAAGACGACCCCCGUGACUCCCCAACAGUGGCAGGAGGAGGAGUCCGAGGGGGCGUGUACACACAGACUCUGCAGUGCCUGUGCAGUGAAGGCGGCAUCCCCGCCUCCACCUCUGCCCCUCUCCUGUAUCGCCUCCACUGCCAGGACCACGAGGCCGUCCCUUAUGACAUCUUCCGCCACGGUGUGCUCACGUGCGCCAUUUUUUCGGACUACAUCCGCCAGGCUCAGAGGCUUUACGCUGAAGUGUGCUGCCAGGACGAGGGGUCGCCAUCGCGGGCGCUGUGCCAGGCCGUGCUGGGCACACUAAAGGACGCCUUGGAAACAUCACAAGGCUGUGAUGUGAACAGUGUUGUUGACGUGAACGCUCGAGGCAGCCUGUGCUUGGAGUCCAGCGUAAAGGCUAUUCGCUACCUGGAGGCGAAUGCCAAGAUGUCGCCACGCAACCUGACACAGGCCAUGAACGCAGCGCGUAUGCGUGGGCCGGGUGGCGACAUGGAUGCAAAGGAAUUUGAGAAUGCUGCUGCAGAACUUUUUAUUGCUCGUGUUAAAGUUGUUUCUUAACAUGUGGUUGUGCAGCUAGUGAUGCCCUUAUGUGCUCCUACCUCCAGCAGACUCUUUGAAGACACUACGAGUAACUUACAUACAGUAGAACCGAUCAUAUGCUCCUUUGGUCCUUUGUUGAUAGAGGAAUGCAAUAAUGCUCUGAUCUUUAAUAAAUCCUACUUUUAUUAUUGUCAGGCUCAUAUACAUUAAAAUAUAUAGAUACAUUAUUCAUGUAUUGUGUACAUGUAUUAUUUAUUUCACCCAUAAAACGGAAUAAUUGCUAAAAAGGAUUCAUUGAUUCAACUGCUCCCACCUGCGACCACUAGGGGAGGCAGACAUCACUGUCGAAGCCGAAGAAGAAAACCCCAGAAGCACGCCUCACAACAUUAUUGUUCCACCAAUCGUUUACGACUACUUACCUCCUCAGCUCUUCAUUCCGUGCAAAUGAUACUUGCAUUAUU